Molecule: messenger RNA, 2715 nt
Organism: [Torrubiella] hemipterigena
Lineage: Eukaryota; Fungi; Ascomycota; Sordariomycetes; Hypocreales; Clavicipitaceae
Source: the annotation of a GenBank genome assembly
AACGCGACCACGGUCAACUUUUUGUCUUUUUCUUCUCCUUUUAGGAAUUGUUUUGGGUGCUUGCCUCGCCGCCGUUGUUUGUAUCUUCUCGAGCAGCAUCACCUAUAGAUAAUCGAGAUACACGCCGAAAACCUCUCCCAACCCCCGGCGAGGACAACCCGAACCGAGUUUGAUCAGACGCGAAGCCAUCCAUCUGCAAUCCCAUCCAUGGUCGACCACCGCCGCGACGACCGAGACAAAGACGGCAAGGACGACACCAUGGCGUCUGCCGACGUGAGUAUCCCGCGUCGGGAGCGCAGAGACCGAGAUGGAGGCGACUCGUACCGGCCCUCACGAGAUGACAAGCGCUCGCCGCCUCCCGCACGAGACCGUUCGCCGCCGCGCGUGCGCACCGAGGAGGAGAAGCAGGCUGCAGCAAAGGCCGAGUACGAGAAGCUCCUGACGAUGCGAUCGGGCGGUACAUAUAUUCCUCCAGCUCGUUUGCGUGCUCUGCAGUCGCAAAUCACAGACAAGACCAGCAAGGAGUACCAGCGCAUGGCCUGGGAGGCCCUCAAGAAGAGCAUCAAUGGUCUCAUCAACAAGAUCAACACAGCCAAUAUCAAGCACAUUGUCCCCGAACUCUUUAGCGAGAACCUGAUUCGUGGGCGCGGCCUCUUUUGUCGAUCGAUUAUGAAGGCUCAGGCAGCCAGUUUGCCGUUUACGCCCAUCUACGCCGCCAUGGCAGCCAUUGUCAACACAAAGCUGCCCCAAGUCGGCGACCUCCUGACGAAGCGAUUGGUGAUGCAGUUCCGCAAAAGCUUCAAGCGAAACGACAAGUCCGUCUGUCUAUCCUCAACGACCUUUUUGGCGCACCUCAUCAACCAGCAGGUGCAGAGCGAGAUGCUCGCCGGUCAGAUCCUCCUCCUUCUCCUCAACAAGCCGACCGACGACAGUGUCGAGAUUGCUGUAGGCUUCUAUCGCGAGGUUGGACAGUUCCUAGAGGACAUGCGCCCCGCCAUUGCCAACCUCAUCUUUGACCAAUUCCGCACCAUCCUUCACGAGGCCGAUAUCGACAAGCGUACGCAAUACAUGAUUGAGGUGCUGUUCCAGGUGCGCAAGGACAGAUUCAAGGACAACCCCGCCAUCAAAGAGGAGCUGGACCUUGUGGAAGAGGAGGACCAGAUUACGCACCAGGUCGACCUGGACGGCGAGAUCAAUGUGCAGGACGGGCUCAACAUUUUCAAGUUUGACGCCGACUGGGAAGAGAACGAGGACGCCUACAAGAAGCUCAAGGCCGAAAUCUUGGGCGAAAACAGCGACGAUGAAGACGACGACGACGAAGACGAGAGCUCCGACGAAGAGGACGAGGAAACAAAGGCUAUGGAAAUCAAGGACCAGUCCAACGUCGACCUGGUCAACUUGCGCCGUGUCAUCUACCUGACCAUCAUGUCGAGCGCGGAUCCUGAAGAAGCCACUCACAAGCUGAUGAAGAUCAACCUCCCCGCCGGCCAAGAGCCCGAGCUGCCUUCCAUGAUUGUCGAAUGCUGUUCGCAAGAAAAGACAUACACCAAGUUCUUCGGCCUCAUUGGCGAGCGCUUCGCCAAGAUCAACCGUCUAUGGUGCGACCUCUUUGAGCAGGCCUUUGCCAAGUACUACGAGACGAUCCAUCGCUACGAAAACAACAAGCUGCGCAACAUUGCCAUGCUCUUUGGCCACAUGUUUGGCUCCGACGCCAUCUCAUGGCACAGCCUCUCUGUUAUCCACCUCAACGAGGACGAGACGACAUCGUCCAGCCGUAUCUUUAUCAAGAUUCUCUUCCAGAGCAUCAUUGAGGAGACGGGCAUGGCCAAGCUGCGCGAGCGCAUGGUCGACACCACGCUGCGCCCCGAGCUCGCGGGUCUCUUCCCCCAGGACAAUGCCCGUAACAUCCGCUUCUCCAUCAACUACUUUACUAGUAUCGGCAUGGGCGCGCUGACCGAGGAGAUGCGCGAGUUCUUGCAGAACAUGCCUAAACCCGCGCUUCCUGCGCCUGCGCGCGCCGCCUCCGAUUCCGACUCGGUCUCGAGCUACUCAUCUCGCUCUGGCUCGUACUCGUCCCGCUCCCGCUCGAGAUCUAGAUCCAGAUCCAGAUCUCGCGGCCGUUCCUUCUCUCGCACCCCAUCUCGCCGCAACGACUCCCGUUCCCGAUCCGGCUCCUACAGCCGCUCACGUUCACGCUCUCGCUCGCGCUCCUACAGCCGCUCCAGGUCCAGAUCCUCACGCGGUAGCUACGACAGCCGCAGUCGCAGCCGCUCGCGAUCCUACUCUCGCUCCGUUAGCCGUUCUCGCUCGCCAGCCGGCCGCCGCAGCCGCAGCCCAGUACAAGGUGCUGCUUCAGGUUCCCAUCGCCGCAACAGCUCGUCCGUCAGCCGCUCCAGAAGCCCUGCUCCGCGCGCCGCCAACAACGAGGGCCGCGAUUCGCGAUCCCCGCUACCUAGAGGCAGCCGUGGACGAUCCUACUCGCGCACGCCUAGCCGUUCGCCGUCGCCUCGUCCCCGAGGGCGAGAGGGAUCGUCUAGCCCUGGAAAUAAGAGGAGGAGAGUGUCGGAGAGUGCUUCGCGGUCACCACCACCGCAGAAGCGUGGCCGACCAAACUAAGCGAGGCGUAUAGAUAGGAAUAUUGCUUUCUCAUUGUAUUAGUGGCGUUUUGUGUAACAUAAGAAAAAGUAUCUUAGCAAAAGAAUUUGUGUUUGCGUC